AUGGCAAAAGAGAAGAUUAUUGAUCAAGGUCAAUCUGAUGUCAAGAUAAAGCUUAUUGGUAGACGACAUGGUGAUGCUCGAACAUAUAAUCUACCAACCAUAUCUGAAGUGGCUGCUUUAAUAGUUGGUGAUUUUGAUGAAUCGAUGGGGGAUAGAGAUUUAAUUGUUGAAACACAAACCGGAGAACUCAAGCGCAUUAAUGAAUUACAUGCAGCGUAUCUUGGUUUGCAGUAUCCAUUGUUAUUCCCAUAUGGUGAAGAUGGAUUUUGUGAAGAUAUUCCUUUAAAUGUGCCGGGAAGUUCAAGUGGUAAUAAUGCUCGCAGUAAUGUUACUAUGAAAGAUUACUUUGCUUUCCGGUUGCAUGAAAGAGAAUCUGAUGCGACGACAAUUUUGACUUCUAAUCGUCUAUUCCAACAGUUUGUGGUUGAUGCAUACACUAUGAUUGAAUCAUCUAGAUUGAUGUAUAUACGCAUGAAUCAGAAAAAAAUGCGGGCUGGUUUGUAUAAAGGCCUCACAGAUGCUCUAAUAAGAGGUGAAACAAAUCCAGCAACCAGAGGAAAAAGAGUGAUAUUGCCAUCAAGUUUUGUUGGGGGAGCUCGAUACAUGGUGCAAAAUUAUCAAGAUGCGAUGACUAUAUGUAAAUGGGCUGGAUAUCCUAAUCUAUUCAUCACAUUUACAUGUAAUCCAAAGUGGCCUGAGAUUGUUAGAUAUGUUGAAAAACGAGGAUUGAAACCGGAAGACCGCCCUGAUAUUGUUUGUCGGGUUUUCAAAAUGAAGUUGAAUAAUUUGAUUAAUGAUCUACGUAAAGAGAAAAUAUUCGGCAUUGUGAGAGCAGAUAGAAAUCCUUCACCAGAUAAUAUCAACGAAAUUAUUUCAGCUGAAAUACCGGACAUGGAUUUAGAUCCAAAGUAUUAUACAGUUGUACAUGAUUUCAUGCUUCAUGGUCCAUGUGGAGUAGCAAAUAAAAAUUCGGCUUGCAUGGCAAAUGGUCGUUGCACAAAAUAUUUUUCCAAAAAAUAUGUUGAGACAACGAGUGUUGAUGAAGAUGGUUAUCCAGUAUAUAGGCGUAGAAAUAAUGGGAGAACAAUUCUGAAGAAUGGUGUGCCUUUGGACAAUAGAUAUGUUGUUCCGCACAAUCGUUAUCUUCUAAUGAAGUAUGGAGCACAUAUAAAUGUUGAAUGGUGCAAUCAGUCACGGUCGAUCAAAUAUUUGUUCAAGUAUAUCAACAAAGGAAAUGAUCGUGUUACUGCAUCUUUCUAUAAGAGCACGGAUGAUGGACAUAUGGAAAAGAAUGUGGAUGAAGUGAAUAUGUAUUAUGAUUGCAGAUACAUAUCACCAUGUGAGGCUGCAUGGCGAAUCUUUGGAUUUGAAAUACAGUACAAAGAUCCUCCCAUUGAAAGGUUGAGUUUUCAUCUUCCGAAUGAGCAAAACAUAAUAUUUUCAGAGUCGGAUACAUUAGAUGAGGUUUUGAGUAAACCUACAAUUGGACAAACCAAGUUCUUAAAGUGGUUUGAGGCAAAUAAGAUAUAUCCAGAAGCAAGGAAACUUACAUAUGCAGAAUUCCCAACACGAUUUGUUUGGCACGCAAAGAAAAUAAAUGCAUGGGAACCAAGAAAAGAAAGGUACUCGAUUGGAAGAGUUGUUUAUUUACCUCCUGGGAGUGGAGAAAUGUAUUAUUUGAGAUGUUUACUCAACAUAGUACGUGGACCUACAUGUUAUGCGGACAUAAGAACUGUUAAUGGGAUUGUAUAUGGUUCAUUUAAGGAAGCUUGCUAUGCAAUGGGAUUGUUGAAUGAUGAUAGAGAAUACAUUGAUGGUAUAGUUGUUGGCAUCUGCUAA
Salvia miltiorrhiza (redroot sage) is the source of this 1839-nucleotide messenger RNA. RefSeq lists its product as uncharacterized. The record is from RefSeq and is a predicted model, not a curated record. NCBI's taxonomy places the organism in Eukaryota, Viridiplantae, Streptophyta, Magnoliopsida, Lamiales, Lamiaceae. The coding region runs from base 1 to 1839 and encodes 612 amino acids. The transcript is spliced from 2 exons.